Messenger RNA from Drepanopeziza brunnea f. sp. 'multigermtubi' MB_m1, 432 nucleotides. RefSeq lists its product as uncharacterized. NCBI's taxonomy places the organism in Eukaryota, Fungi, Ascomycota, Leotiomycetes, Helotiales, Drepanopezizaceae. The record is from RefSeq and is a predicted model, not a curated record.
AUGGCCUCCUCGAGCGAAGUCAAAUCCACCGCCCUCACCCUCCGCUUCAAAUACGGCCGACAAACGGUCUUCCUCUUCACCGAACCCCUCACGCCCUUCCCAGACAUCCUCAAAGAACUUCUUUCCACCCUUCGCGAACGCUACCCGAAAGGCAUGCCGACCGGAGACCCCGAGGAGUUCACACCGAUCCCUGACUCGGGCAUCGAUGUCGUGCUGGGCGUUCCCAAGGACCUCUACGAUUUGAGCAAAGGGUGGGAUGGAUUGAAAAUUCUGGGUCCGGGGCUGGAGGAGACGCCAAAAAGUUUGGGUCUGAAGGAGAGCACGCCGAUUGCGUUUGCGUUUACGGAGUCGGAGGCGUGGCAGAAGAACAAGACGUUCCAUGUUGAAUUUAGUAACGUGGAGGAGCUGUAUCCGGACGAAGAACAAACAUGA